UGACUGUUCCUCUCCCUGGCCCUGGAGGAGGUUUCAUCAAUGGUAUUUUUUACACGAAUGGAACAGUGCUCUAUGAGUUCAAGAUGGGAUCAACUACCACGGCUGCCAACUCUGCUGUAAUUCACUUUAAGUUGAGCGAAAGUGAUGGAGUUGAUCAGCUGUGGUUUGAUUCUUCUGGAGAGGCGGAAUUAUGUUCGUCUAAUCUGGAGCCGUCCACAAUACCCGAAGCUGUCAUUGUGUACAAUGACACUGACGGACUGCGGGUCAGGAACAUCUUGUUGGAGACUCCUCCCGGUGUUGACUCUUUUCAAGACGGGACUUAUCUUGUCUAUCUGACCGAGCAGCAGAGGUCGUACUACGAGCAGGCUUUAUGCAAGAGGAUUGACCGUACUGGUAGUAACCUACCAGAAUCAGUGGUGUGGGUUUGUGUGGUGCCACAAGUUAUGAUGGAUAAUAAGCCGCCCUCACAUAUAAAGUUGAGGAUGGCACCCUUGAGGCCUAUCGCAUCUGGAGAAGGGCUUGCAUUUACGGAGAUGAUGAGGGAGCUCCUGAGUAUAAACAUGACGUAUCUGGACCCCUGUCUGCUGACUGAUUCAUUUCUACGGGUUAAAUGUAAAAUUGUGGAUGAACAGCCCCGUUGGCACCAUUUAAAAGAAUUGAACUUGACGUCGAGGGGUUUAAAUGGGACACUUAGAGCGAGCAUUACAUCUUUUGCCCACCUCGAACUGCUAGUUCUCACGGACAACGCGCUCCACUUUUCCCUCGAAGCUGUGACAGAGAACAAUACGUCUCCAUCCAUGCCCUCUUUGAGGGAGAUUUAUUUGGGUAAUAAUCGUUUUGGGGAUGGCAAUUUAACUGCAGAGACGUUCCGUCAGCAACUGCAGACAUUGGUGAAUCGGAGUCGUCUGGAGUGUCUACACUUGGAAAAUAAUAACUUACAGAUGUUGGAUUUCAACACAACCUUCUAUGAUUUUGAAAAUCUGACUUAUUUGAAUAUCGCAGGGAAUAACUUUACUGGAGAAGUUGAUGCAGAGCGGUUCAAGGAUACAAAAAUCUGCGUAUGGGCAGGGAAUCAGAACUUGAAGUUGAAUUUUCAUGAAGAUUGGUGUAAACCACCGGAUGCGGGGAGCGCCAGCCAAAAACACGGAAGCCAGGUUUUCAUGUUCAUGGGAAUUGCAGUGGGUGUUGUCCUCGUUAUCACGGGGGCACUGUUUCUUGCACUAUAUACAGUGAGAAAGCCACGUGUAUGUCCGAAGAAAUGCGCUCGGGAAAGGGAAGCACGAGCAGAAGAACCCCUUUGUCAUUUCCUACUGGAAAGUAGGUUCCGUGCGUCGGGCGAGACCAGGCCGGCAGGGGUUGCAAGGCAAGCGUCAAACAAGGCUGCAGGCUUUCUGCGGAAGCCAAGGCUCCAUUUUCAUUCCACAGAAUCCCCAUGGAAGCUCACACUGGAAGACAUUGCAGAUGCCACCAGCUGUUUUGAGACCCUUCUUGCCAAAGGGUCCUUUGGCGAUGCCUUCAAAGGCAUAAUCAACAAGAAUGAUGUGGCUGUGAAAUUCCGUGCAAAGACAUCAUUUGCUGCGGUCAUGAGCAAUUUUCAGAAGGAUUUGGAAAGUAUAACAUCGUUAAACCACGAGAACCUGGCAAAGGUGCUGGGAUUCUGUGACUCGGAGCAUUACCAAUCUCUGGUGAUCGAGUAUUUUCCGAAAGGCUCCCUUGAGGACCAUCUACACGGUACGAAGACGAAGCUGGAGCUAUGGCGCCACAGCCAACAAUUCCCUGUACUUUUGGACGGAAGCGGGGGAGCAAGCAGCGUCUAUGUCGGUUGUUCGUGGGAGAAGAAGAUCAACAAAGAUACGGCCUUUCCGGCCACCGUGGUGCAACUCGAAUGGAGUCACGCCGAUCGCCGGAUGCAGCAAAGUGUUGUAGGCGAACUCGAUGUUGGGGAGGCGGUCAACCCAAUCCUUCUGAUGCGGACGGAUGAGCGUACGAAGCAUCAUUUGAGCGGUUUGAUGUGCGCACUCCGUUUGCCCGUCCGUUUGUGGAUGCUGAGCCGAACUUCGUUUCAUCUUCGUGUCGGAUUCCUACAUGAGAGAAGUCCAGAAUGCCGACAUGAAGCGAGUGUCGUGGUUGCUGACGAUGUCUUCCGGUACGCCGUGGCUGCAAAUCCGGCCGGUGUGCAAGAGGCGCUCAAGUUCGGGAGCAGUGGCGUAGUACUUGCAAGGGAGAAACUGCGCGUACUUACUCAAACGGUCAACGAUCGUGAGGAUGCCGUCGUGCCCGAGGCGGUCGCGGGGAAACGGACCGGUGACGCCCAUGGCAAUGGAGAGGCCGGGUUCCCGCGGGAUAGGCAUCGGGCGCAACUCGCCGUAGGGAUUGCAGUUGCGGGGCUUGCUUCGUCGGCAAACUUCGCAAGAGUCGCAAUACCGAGUGACAUCGGUAAUGGGGUUGGGCCAUCGAAAUCGUUGCCGAAGUCGUGCAAUAGUGCGAUUGACUCCGAAAUGGCCUGCGAGUCGCGAGUCAUGGCACUUGCCGAGAAGGCGAGUCCGAAGACAACGGUCUCGUGGGACACACAAUAAGUCCUCGCCCCGCGAGUGGAGGAGCAAGUACCCGUCGACGAUGCGAUAGUGGCUGGCCGGCGGGUGAUCCGGAGAUAGUUGCGCAUACAACGUGGCGAAAUCCGGAUCG
Molecule: messenger RNA, 2685 nt
Organism: Chara braunii
Lineage: Eukaryota; Viridiplantae; Streptophyta; Charophyceae; Charales; Characeae
Source: the annotation of a GenBank genome assembly